This is a messenger RNA of Chironomus riparius, 903 nucleotides long. Lineage: Eukaryota; Metazoa; Arthropoda; Insecta; Diptera; Chironomidae. The record is from the annotation of a GenBank genome assembly.
CUAAAAUCGAUUGAAAAUCAUGGAAAUUACAUUAUAAUAAUAUGUAGAGAUUAACAAUAGAUGAAGAAAAUAAUUAAAAGAAGUUAUUAAAUAAAUUAGACCUAGGCAUGUUAAAAAGAGUUCGUUCAGUGUGCUUGGAGAAAAAAAAUUGCAUAAGAAAUAAACAGAAAAUUUUGUGCAAUGAUCCGAAAGACGCUUUUGUUGGGAACACCUUUAAGUGCAACGUUAUCAGCUUCUUUAAUUUCUCAAAACUCGGAUGAAAAACAGUCUUUAAAAAAGUCAAUGAUAUCAAAAGCUAGUGAAUUACCAAUUUACACUAGUUUAAUCAGUGAUGAAAAGAAAUGUGAAAAAAAAUCUUCAAAAUUAGUCGAGACUAUUGAAGAAGGCUCAAAGAUUGUCCGAACAGAAUUAACAAAAGUCACUGAUGUUUAUGAUAGUCAAAAAGCUGUCAUAGAGCGAUAUUAUGUCAGUUUUAUGAAGGAUACACAGCACAUAAGAAACUAUUUACAAGAGGAGGAUAAUAGUUUGCCUAGAGUUGGAGCUAUUUUCAUUUCCUCAUUAGCUGGUUUUGUUCUCGGUGGAGUUCGUGGUGGAUUUUUUAGGAAAAUAUUUUAUGCAUCGAUAACUGGAUCUGGAAUGGCAUCUGUGUGUUAUCCAAGGGAAGCGAAGAAAUAUGUGACGAUUGCUUACAACUUUGCAUACGGAAAAAGCCCAAAUGAUUCAAAUCAAAAAGACAUCCCAAAAUUCCCUACCACAUUUGAUGAAGUAAAAGAUCAGGUCACAAUUCUAUCACAAAAAGCCUACGAUGCUGUUUUCAAGAAGUAGAAAAGAUUGUAGAAGUUGUAAUCAGACUUAUGAGAGAAUGCAUUAAUAAACUUAGUGUGAAAACUGUUCUCAAACGUU